Messenger RNA from Antechinus flavipes (yellow-footed antechinus), 10217 nucleotides. RefSeq names its product protein phosphatase, Mg2+/Mn2+ dependent 1L (gene PPM1L). Lineage: Eukaryota; Metazoa; Chordata; Mammalia; Dasyuromorphia; Dasyuridae. The coding region runs from base 145 to 1227 and encodes 360 amino acids. Gene Ontology annotation, biological process: positive regulation of canonical Wnt signaling pathway; positive regulation of canonical NF-kappaB signal transduction; negative regulation of canonical NF-kappaB signal transduction. The record is from RefSeq and is a predicted model, not a curated record. Gene Ontology annotation, cellular component: cytosol; nucleus. Gene Ontology annotation, molecular function: protein serine/threonine phosphatase activity; cation binding. The transcript has 5 exons.
CACGAACCGGACCCAGGCCGUACGGCGCUUCCCCGAGAUCGGGAACAGAGAGCAGGACAGGGGUCCUCGGGGGACAGGCGGCCGAGGACCGGAGGAGCCUUCGGGGGUGCGCCUCGGUCGCGGUUGGGGCUUUAGCGAUAAUAAAUGAUAGAGGAUACAAUGACUUUGCUGUCUCUGCUGGGUCGCAUCAUGCGUUACUUCUUGCUGAGACCGGAGACUCUCUUCCUGCUCUGCAUCAGCCUGGCCCUGUGGAGUUACUUCUUCCACACGGACGAGGUGAAGACCAUCGUCAAGUCUAGCCGGGACGCGGUGAAGAUGGUCAAGGGCAAGGUGGCCGAGAUCAUGCAGAACGAGCGGCUCGGGGGGCUGGACGUGCUCGAGGCGGAGUUCUCCAAGACCUGGGAGUUCAAGAGCCACAACGUGGCCGUCUACUCCAUCCAGGGCCGGCGCGACCACAUGGAGGACCGCUUCGAAGUUCUGACCGACCUGGUCAACAAGACCCACCCGUCCAUCUUCGGCAUCUUCGACGGGCACGGCGGCGAGUCAGCUGCUGAAUAUGUGAAAUCCCGCCUGCCUGAGGUCCUGAAACAGCAUCUUCAGGACUACGAAAAGGACAAAGAGAACAGCGUGCUCUCCUAUCAGGCCAUCUUGGAGCAGCAGAUCCUGUCCAUCGACCGAGAGAUGCUGGAAAAACUGACCGUCUCCUACGAUGAAGCAGGGACCACGUGUUUGAUCGCGCUCUUGUCAGACAAGGACCUCACCGUGGCCAACGUCGGUGACUCGAGGGGCGUCCUCUGUGACAAGGAUGGCAACGCCAUUCCCCUGUCUCACGAUCACAAGCCUUAUCAGCUGAAGGAGAGGAAGAGGAUUAAGAGAGCUGGUGGCUUCAUCAGCUUCAACGGCUCCUGGAGGGUCCAGGGGAUCCUGGCCAUGUCCCGGUCCCUGGGGGACUACCCGCUGAAAAACCUCAACGUGGUCAUCCCCGACCCCGACAUCCUGACCUUCGACCUGGACAAGCUGCAGCCCGAGUUCAUGAUCCUGGCCUCGGACGGCCUGUGGGACGCCUUCAGCAACGAGGAGGCCGUGCGGUUCAUCAAGGAGCGCUUGGACGAGCCCCACUUCGGGGCAAAGAGCAUCGUCUUGCAGUCCUUCUACAGGGGCUGCCCCGACAACAUCACCGUCAUGGUGGUCAAGUUCAGGAACAGCAGCAAAACGGAGGAGCAGUGAGGGCCCGGCCGCCCCGGACUGAAGGACUCCGGCCGUUGCUUGACUUGGAUGUGGUAGAAAAGUAGCGAAACUCCUUAAGAUUGGGCCGGAAGAUCCAGGACAGCCCCUUCCCUGCCGGCGGCGCCGUGAGCCAGGAUGGAGCGGCCGGGGCUGGGCCCGCGUCUUCCCGCCUUCCUCCCGCCUUCCUCCGCCAGGUUUCUAAUGCGUAUCUAUAAGCUUUCCCAUGUAUCUCCGGAGAGGGCGCCUCGGCAGCCUGGGCUGCCCGCUUUCCAUUUUAAGGUUUAUUUUUCAUCCCCUUUAAAUGUCUUCAGGUUGUCGCCUCCCUGAGCCUGCUUUGGAGCCGCAGCGUGGGCGGGUCGGAAGGCCCGCGAGGGGACGCUCCCGGGGGCUGGACACGGCCAGGGGUUUGGGGGAGAGCUGAGCCUUGGGAAGGGACCGCGCCGCCUGCCCGGGAGCCCGUGCCAUCGGCUGCCUUUGCCUGCUUUCUGGGGACUGGAGGGAAGGGGAAGAAGCCCCCGGGGGAGCUCGGGCUGGGCAGGGGGAGCUCCCCGAGUCCGGAGCAGCCUCUGACUCCCAGGCCCCUUCGGGCACGUCUUUGGGAAGCCCCGUCCCCCGCCGGAGUCCGGCCUCCCCGUGGGCCCCGUGGCCAGAGUGUCCCGGGGAGCCGGGGAGCCGGGCAGCCGGGCAGCCGGCGCUGGAUGCCCGGGGUCCUGCCCGUAGAGAAGGAGGGGCCCCUGCAGAAGCCGGCCGCUUGCCGGGGCCUCGGGCCGCGGGACACCCAGCGCCAACGUAGUUCCGGCCGCGGCCUCCUAAGAGACAGACUCUUUUUUUACAUCUUAGUGGCUCUGGGGCACAGAUGUUUGUCAGGCGUCCUGGGCUCCUGUUUGUCCUGUUGGAGGAAGCCCUAGUCACUCGGGCCGAGUGGAAACGUAGCCAAAAGUGAGCGAGCGCCCCUUCCCCGCCGGGCUCCCUGCGGUCACUUCCCUGAGGCCGGCAGUGGCCUGGAGAGCUGUCCUCCGCAGUGGCCGCCCCUUCCUGCCCGGGCUGUGCGAGUGCCAGCCCCUGCGUGAGCCAGCGGAGGCGGAGAGCAUGCGGCCUGCCCUCCCCCGGGGCCUCCGGGCCAGCUUGCCUCGGCUCCCCGGUACUCGGCUGGGCGAGCCCGCAGCUCUCUGUCACCGGCCUGAGGCCUUACUCCUCUGGAGGGGGCUCAUGCUCCUUCUUGCUCCGUUAGGCCCGUUGCCCCCCGAGUUUCCCUGGCGAUGACAGGAGACUCCCAGGAGGACCCGGGAGCUGGUGAGAAUGACAGCCUGGGGAGGGGCUCAGCUCAGGGGAGGAGUCCCCCAGAGGCAAGUUAGGCUUGGUCAGAGGUCUGGAGGUCAGGCCUUGUCUCGGAGAAGGAAGUGGGGGCAGCAGCUUGGAGUCGGGGCAGGAUUUGAACCUUGGGUCUUUGUCCCCAGCUGCACCCGCAGGUUCCCCCUUUCUGGAGCUCUUGUCCACAGCGAGCUCCCCAAGGUACUGGGAGGGAGGGCCCUGAGCAGAAGGGCAGUCUGACAGGACGCUGAAGGAAGAGACGGGCUGGGACCCCAGAGAGGAGGGGGAGAGUGGGGGGCUCUGGCGGACCCCUUCCCGGCUCCCCCAGAAAGUAACCUGGGCUCCCAGAAGUGUGAGUGCUUGGGGGGGCACGCGGCUUCAACCCCACUGCCCGAGCAUUUGCCAUCGGAUGGGAGAGUGAGAGGCCCUCAAGCUUUUCUAGAGCUGGGCCGCUGUCCGUGGUCCCCACUGUGCCAAAUUCAGGUGUGAUUUCCAGUCUGUCCCGGGGACUGAGACCGGGGGACCCAGGUGAGGAAUCAUGCCCAGCGCUGCCUUCUUGCCGCAUCCCAGGGACAGACUCUCCUAAGGGGGGCUUUGGGUGCUGGUCUUGUGUCUGCCCGCCUGUCAGAGGGAGAGCUCACUGGCUGAGGCCUUUUGGUGUGACAACCAAAGCUGGAUGCGUCCUUUGAGGCCGGCCGUCGAGCUGCUUCCUCUUACUGUUGGGGUGACUGGGGGGACGCGUGGGGUCACUCGGCUGUAAGUUUCAGUCUCCAGGCCUCGCAGCCCCAGCCUCUCCUACAGACAGUCCUCAUGGACGGGACCCAAAGGCACGCUUUGUGCACCCAUCACCCAGAGCUUCUCUAGAACCCUUUCUCUAAGGGACGGCUCCAGCCCCGCAGAGCCCCUUCCACCCAGCCCUUGUUUAAUGCCCUGGGAGUGUAAGGGGCAGCAGUCUGGUGUGUGUGCACCUCCCUUCACUCAGCCCCAGAAGGACCCCCUGUAGGGACACCCAUUAUUCCCCUGAGUAAGUUAGGUAGGGCAGACCAUUCUGAGGUUCUUGCCAUCAAUGAAAGACACCCACCAAUCAUGGUCCUUUUUUCUUUGCCUCCCCCAGUAUUUGUGCAAAGGGGAAAUAGUCCCUCCCAUAGCUGGAGAAUUUAGUAGAACUUGAUCAUGUAGAGAGCAAAAAAAGGCCAUCAAGGUCAUCCUUAAAGCAGGAUAGAUGGAGAGCCCAAAGAGAUCUUGCUGUUCCCCUGAUCCACUCCCCUCAGGUACAGAUACAGAUGCUGAGGGAUGACGGGACCUUCCAGUGCAGAGGGAAAACUAAGCAGGGCCUGCCCUCAGGAAGCUGACAGGAGAAACGCAUUUCGGGAUCCACAGAACAAAUACAGCGAUGACAAGUGUGGCUUGGUUCGGGCCCAGGCCGUCGGCCCAGCCCUCUCACCACUCUGCCUUCUUGGCUGACAUGCACAGGAAAGCCUUCCGUCCUUGUCAUGGUUACAUGUGUGUACGUAUGUAUAACAUGUAGCAACACACACAUACAUGUACAUAUGUGUGACACAUUUUUAAAGCAGUCUUUUUCUAGGGCUUCACGGCGCCCCAAGAAUCAUGGAGUGGAGCAGCGUUGUAUGAAGGAGAGAAUAGAACAGCUCUUAUUUUAUUCCAAGAUAGGAUCGCAAAGUUGAAUUUUAGUGGCGAUGUGCCCGUCAGUGUGCCAAGGAAAUAGCAAACUUUAGAGGGUAUAGGAUAAAAAACAGGCUCAACCUGUUCUGUGAUUUGGUCGUCUGGAGAAAGUUAGGGACCCCUCCUCGGAAUCAUGUUUUUACACACUUUAUAUGAAAUACAUAGGAUUACUAAGGAAAUUAGUGAUAAAUAGCUAACAAAAUAAUUUGCUUUUUAGCAAAAACGUUCUCUUCCUAUGUGGAUUUACUACUUUACAAUGGCAUUUUUUUUCCUGACUCAUCCAAGAAAAGGAAGCUCUAAAUUUGCCUGUUUAGUUAUUGAGGAUCCUUUAUGAAGCUGAUCACCAUGUUGGGUAGUUACCCCUUACAUAAAUAUAGGAUGUAACAUCCUCCUUAAUCCUUGAAAGGAUCUGGAUGUUUUCUAGACCACACGCUUGGUCUUUUGGUCUGUCAUAGCUCAGAGCUGUGAUUUCGCCAGUUUAAGGAACUCCCGCCACCACUGUACAGCAGCAUUUUCCGUUAUUUACGGGUUUCGAGUCGCGUAGAGUGUUGAGAAGUUGGAUGACGUGCUCAGGAGGACAGAGCCGGUCUGUAUCAGAGAUAGGACUUUGAACUUGAUCCCUACCAGAUACCCGCUUUGUGAAGUUGCCGCCUUAAAAUCAAAACAAAUAAAACCAUGGAAUAACAGUAACGUUUUCCCCAAUCCUGGAAAGGCUAUGUCUUUUCCAGAGAAAUUGCGAGGUUUUUAGUGUUGGUGGUGGUGCUUUUAGCAAGCUCUUGUAUCCAUCCGGUACCUGAGUCGAUUUCCAGAACGCUCCAUUGCAUGGUUAUGGUUUUGGAUGUGGUCCAUUCUGGGAAUCCUUCCCUUGAUUAACCAGGUAUCCAUGAAUAAUUGGAAGUAAAUGAGAUGGGGAAGUCCUGGAACUGUGUAUUUAAAUGGAACGUGCCUAUUUCUGAAGAUGGAAGAGCUUAUUAUAGGUUUGCAUCUCUAUAGAUAGUCAGUCCUCAUCCCCCUAUCCCCCACACUCUCACAGCUCCCCAUAUGUUCAGCAAGGAAGGCAUCCUCGGUACCGUUGGCUUUCUAAAUCUGAGUCAGUCACUGAAAGGAGAAUGUGGAUCUGUCUCUUCCUACUUGACCUUAAGGGACUUGGUGACUUCAUGACUGAUUUAGAACCUUGUCCAGAAAUUCCUCGCAGGAGGGAGCAGCCGGCUUGGGGUGUUUCAGGCUUGAUUUCCUCGGCCAGAUUCUCUCCGGCCCCCCUCCUGCCACGGACAUGUGGCCGUUCUGUCAUCACCGAGUCUCGUCACCUUCGCAAACAGAUUCUCCUUAUGGUUGGGGUAUGUUUUUAGGAUCCGAUGCUAACACUUCCUUUGAAUGUGAACAGUUCCUAGAUUUAGAAACAGCCUUUUUCUAGGGCUUCAUGCCCCUAGAACAGUGUUGUGUGAAGAAGGGAACGGAGCGGCUCUGCUGUUUUAUUCCAAGACAAGGCCACAAAGCUGAAUUUAAGUGGCGAUGUGCCCGUCCGUGGGCCAAGGAAGCAGUCAUGGCGGAUAUUAGAGGAAUAGGAUAAAAAACAGGCUGACUGCGUUUUGUGUUAUGUGUCAGAUACCUGGAGAGACGUAGGGACCCCUGCUCAAAAUCAUGUGUUUAUACGCUUUAUGUAAAAUGCAUGGGGUUACAAAGAAAACUAGGGAUAGUAAAAAGCACUCUUACAGAUUCCAGGUGGAGCAGGUGUGACACGAAGGGCACCUUGAUGGAUGCCCUCAUCCCCGUGGUCCAGGUCAGGGCCCAUCCUGCCGUGUUCCCCGCCUGAUUCUCGUUGGCGCCUGCCUAAUGGGCCUCCUUCCAGAUUUCUGGCUGUGGCAUGGGUGCUGUCUGUCAGUCAUCCCUCUCUUAUUGCAUGACUUCUUUCCAACCAUGCUUCUGUCUGGCAACGCCUUUCCUUAGGAAAGAUCAAACGUGUUUAAAUUUUGAAAAAGAAGGUACGGCCUAGUGUUGUCUCACACACCGGGUACUCGGUGCUCCACCAGAUCCAAUAAAAGAAUUGGACUCAGAAAGAUGACAUUGUGGGCUCAUGGGCAGGCGGAGGAAAAGCACGGUCCCCGGCUCUUGUUUUCCAAGGUAGGGGACACAAAGUUAAGCAUAUUAUUUGUAUCUUAAAAAUCUGGCUAAUCCUUGUCUAUCUAACACCCACAUUUGCUUGGAUUAUUACCGAUCUGGAUGACCUCUCAGGCCUCUUUGAGCUGUAAAGAAUCCCAAGAUGCCAUUUUUAGUCUUUCUUAUUUCACUUUGGGCCCCACUCAAUGGCAUAUGUUUAAUACUAAUGAAUGAUUUCUAAUCCAAUUCUUGAGCAUCCAUUAUCCAUUAUCCAUAUCCAUAGCGUAUAAAAUGAAUCCAGGUCAUGUGGAAUUGAAGUGGAUUUAAACAGGCAGUUCUUGUAAAAAAGUUUUCCCGUGGACUUGACCUCCUGAUGAUUUUGAUGCAAAAGCUGGACUAACAAGAAGAUAUUAUCAAUAGAAAAGGCAGAAAGGAAAUGUCCUUUCUGGUCCACAUGAAUAUUGUGGAUAUUGUUGCGCUCGGCACAAAAUGCGACAAUCUGUAUAUACAUGGAAGCACUCUCCUAAAAGAGCAUCUUGGAGACUAAGUGUCCCUGCCAUGCUCAUGCACAGACUCGGAAGGAGAUAAGGUGGGUGGGCACAGCAGCAGAGCCUCUUCAGUCCCUCUCUGCCAUGACCCACUCAGCUGGCUUCCCUUCCCUCCAGGGGAAAAAUCCCUCGUGGACAGCCAUCAUAGGAUCACCGAUUUAGAGCAGGAAACUGACCUUGGGGCCAGCUCGUCCAACCUCGGAUGAGAAAAAUAGGUUCUGGGAGGUUGUGUUUGAGCCAAGUUCACACAGCCAGGUAGUGACAUAGGAGGGUCCAGGUGUUCCAGAACCGUGGCACAGUCUACACAAGUACACUGCUUCCCCCUCUAUAAAAAGGAAUUUUAGGGAAACCCAUCCCCUCCCUUCUCAGCAGACUUUUUUAAAUGAAAAGAUGGCCUGACGAUGAGGGAUGGAAACAGCUCUGCAGGACUCAUUUUUCCUUGGCUCCCAGGUGGCUACAAAACAUACAAGUAAGAUGAGGAGCAGGGAUGGUAUUUAUCAUCAUGCAUUUCUGGCUUUCUCAUCGGUCAGUCAUAUACAAACAGUAAGAAUACCACUUCUGAUGACCAGCUCCUAAUGAUACCGGAUUUGCCUUGUUAUUCGAGCUGAAAACUUGGCUCAUUGCGGUCUUAGAUAGUAGGGCAUGGUCUUACAUCCUGACCAAGCACAGGAGCCACCGAUAGUUUUGUUUUCUGUGUCAAAAUAAAACCGAACGUUCCAAACCACCCCCAACCCAUCGCUACAAGGGGUGGGCCCCAAAGAGGAAGGGGCUUUGGGGAAUUGCACAAACUGCUUCACCUAUAGGAAUUAAGACGGAAGCUUUCCCUUGUUUGGAACAGAUAUACUUACCAGGAGAGGUUUGGAUUUGUUGGUUUUAAGCUGGUCAUAAAGGGAGUCAAAAGAAAUAUCGUCCACCGGCUUUCGAGGAAAAUGUGCGACGUGUGUUGAGGCACAUUUGCCAAAUUCUCUACUUUAGUUUAUUUGGAUGAUGAAUCAUAGGAACAUAGAUUUGAAGAAGAAAUGGGUCUAGUCAGUGCCAGGAAUCCAGGUUCAUCCCCAAGUCCUUGUACACCUAAGGCUCUUUGUACUGCUCUCCAAAGCUUUGCCGUGCUUCCUCUCAUUAUGCUUCAUUCCCAAGACAUAUUUUAAAGAGAGAAACAAGGGUUGCCAUGUGUGAGAGACUUUGAUUUUCUUGAUUUUUUAAGAUUGCAAGUGUGGUGCAGUAGGACUGAAUCCAGAAUUCUGGCUUUGCAUUGGCUGGAUGACCUUCAGUAAGGCACUUCAGAGCCUAGUUUCCUCAUCUGCAAAAUGUCAGGGUUACAUCAGAUGAUCUUAAAGGUAUCAGUUUUGCAGUUGUGUAUUUUAGGCUCUUUUCUGGACUUCCCCAAGUAUCCAUCAUUUUACAACGUGCCAGAGUCAGAGACGGGCUAGUGUCAGGAAGACCUGGGAGCAAGCCUUGCUCUGACACGCAUGGUCACACUAUGAGCAAAUCACUCGGCCUCUGAGGGUCCUCUGAGAACUAAGACUAUGAAUGGCAGAGAAUGAUGGGUCUGCAUUGGUGGAGGAAAUCUCCCUCCUGGGAAUUCCCUAUACUGUUGAAAUCAUAGGACUGGUCCAAAAGACUAAUAUAAAAUAGAGACAGAAAUGAAUUGGCAAUAGUGGGAAAAUAGGAAGUAUGCCCAGGUGGGCAACCUAUCCUUCGCAUCUUGACAAGGAGACCAAUGCUUUCUUUGACAAGGACAUUUCAGUUUCAAUGUACGAAUGGCUGAGAAAAGAGUUUUAGAAUAGGGCCUGGCAUACCAUAGGCACUUAAUAAAUGCUUUAAUUGAACUGAAUUUUCUUAUCUUUAUGCACCAUGGAUUAGGGCUUGUCAUCAGUCAAGUAUGAAUAUCAUGUGGAAGAAUGCAUUUUCAAGCUGAACAAGGGAUAUCUCUUCCCAUAGGGCCAUGGAAUAAAGGAAGAUGAUGAUCAUAGAGAGAUUCCCUCCCUUAUGAUUGGUUGGCAUUUAAGUCCAGGAUAAUCCUUUGCUCAUCUCCCAUCUUCCUCUGUAAUCUGUGACCUCUUUCCAGUUUUGCCUCCUAGGAGUAUAAUUAAAUAAUACCUGUCUUUCCUUUGGAAACCAGUCAGAUCUUCCUCCCACGCUUCCUGUAUCAGAUCCACAGUCACUUAGCUUCCUUACCUGCCACCUGGUCUACACAUGGUCACGUGGCCAGUUCACCAACAAGGGUCCCCAAAGCAUUUUCAGGAAAGUAACAGCAAAGCUUUGGAGCGGGAAGUUUGGGGCUUGGAUCCCAGCAGUCACUGAAAUGCUUUUCUUCAUCUGUGGAGCGAGCAACUUGACACAGAACUUCCAAGGUCCCUUCUGUUCAGUAGGGCGUCAGGUCUUUGAGGGCAGGGACUCUUGCAGGUUCUUUUAUCUCCGUCUUCCCAUGCUAUUACAGGCUGGCACGGAGCCAGCCCUUCAGUGCUUUUUGAAUUACCAGACAUAUAUUACCCAAUCCUUUUCCCAAUCUAUUCAUAGUGCCAACAUCUGGAGUUGAAAAUCAUUUUCAUCAGGCCCAGGAAUUCUUUGUCAUUAUCACUAAAUCAGAGUAAAUUUAAAGAAAAUGAAAAUCUUUUCUGGUUUGAUGGAGCCCAAUUUUAGAAGAAAUUAGAACAGAAAUCAUACAUCCUUAGACAGGAGAAGCAAUCUCAAAAAGUUCUAAUAUCUUCAAGGGGCCAAUUUUCUAAUACUCAGUAGAUGAAAUUUCAGAAUCAAGAAGGGUCCUUAGCAUUUUCCAUUUAUAAGAAUGAGAAUGGGUUAUUAUUACUAUUCCUAUUUUGGCCUUUCAACUUUAAACGCUCGACUCAAGACUUUGUCACAGUUCCGCCUUUUCAGAGCCACCAGCCUUUGUUUGGGGUAGAAGUGGCACAAGUCUGGCUGAGACUUUCCCACGAAGGCUCUGGCGUGGUGGUGGACAGCGUGUGGAAAGCCAAGCUGGCCGGGAGAACAACCACAAAACCCUGGGGCAACCUCAUUACUCUUGUUACUUGUCAGAGGAUUUUAUAACGACAUUCUACAUUUGUCUCUGAGAGACAAUUCGAAAAAGCAAAACCGCCAUGUCAAUCCGCCAUUACGUUCACCGUAGCCCUUCGUAGAGUGGAUGCUGUGCUUGGUCCCACCCCGGCAGGGAGCUCUGGCCCUCUCUUCCCCAUGUGUAUUCUGGUUAGAUGUAGCAGUGUCCCUCCUAAUCCCCGUGUUUGUGCAAUUUCAGAUGCUGUAUUAUUGUAUCCAAAACAAUGGACUACUGAAAUUUCAGCCUCGGUGAUAUGAUUCCAAUGAAAAUAAACCCAUUAAAAUUACCUGACUUUA